AUGACUCGAGAUCUGCAAACGGAGGCCACCUGGGCGCCAUGGUGGAUGGGCUGGAGAGCGGGAAGGGAGGCCCCGACUCCGAUCGAGGAGAGGAGAGAUGCCACCAGCGCGCCACGACGGGAGGCAAGGAGCCCAACGGCCUCAUCUCACGAUACCGAGUCCAUCUCACAGCACCAGCAACAACCACCUCGCGCUACACGCCAGAAGACGACCCACGCUGCGCCUCCUCGACAGCAGGAGCGCACCAGGGCUGCCCCCCAACCGCAGCCGCAAUCGCGAGCCGAGCCCACCAGUAAUAAGCAGACGUCGUCGCCAGAAUCGCCCGCAGCGUCGAGCGCCCCGACUACUAGUCUGCCGCCCACGCCUCCGACGAGAGACGAGCUCCUCCUGGGCUUCUUCCACCACAACGCGACCGAAGAGGGCCUCUCCUACACCCUCUGCGUCCUACCGGCCGGCGACGAUCGCACGCGCGGCGAGUGGGAACUCUACGAAGACUUUGACCCCACCAAGCGAAGCCACACCAGCACUCGGCCGGCUCCUUCGACGACUACGAGAAGGCGAACGACGUGGAGCGGUCGGUGGAGCCUGCGGCCGGAGCGAGACGGCUUUGGGUGGGUGGAGCUUCUCAAGACUGCCGAGGCCGUGCAGGAGAAUGGCCGCACGGUCGAGCAGCAGUGCCUCAUGUCGCAGUGCUGUCCGUACAACGUCACCACCGAGAACAGCGCUGCCGACGGAAGCCGACGAAAGGUGAUGGGCAUCAUGCUCAACGCGUUUGAUCGCAGCGGAGGCCUCUUUCUCACCCGCGCCCUCUAG
Molecule: messenger RNA, 813 nt
Organism: Acanthamoeba castellanii str. Neff
Lineage: Eukaryota; Discosea; Longamoebia; Acanthamoebidae
Exons: 2
Coding region: 1-813 (270 amino acids)
Source: RefSeq, a predicted model, not a curated record